CCUUGGUAGUAUUUUUGGCGCAAUGCGGAAUCUCGGUAUACUCGAUUUUCGGUGGAGCACCGUAAGGAAGACGCUUAGAGUUUGGUGAGCAGAAAACUCCAGCCAUUAAUGAAGCAAACAUCUGCAAUUGUUUAAAUGAAGAUUCCUGAUUUGUUCGUACCGUUCUCAACAAAUUACUAACUCGGAAAUUUACCAAACUCAGUUUAUAUACCCAAGUAAAUGAUAAAUUUCACUUACGAUUGUGGUAUAACGGCGAAUUAUUGAAACCUCAAUGCCGUUCCACAAACAGACAGACGUUGUAUUGCGGUGGUAGCAAUAUAGGCGUGUGGUAAGUGUAAAGCGCAAUCAAUUGGCUAUUGCUGCGAAACUGUUUGCAUCAACAGCACCAACUGACAUUUAGAAUUAUAAGUAGUGAAAUCAGAACAGCGUAUCGGAAAGUAUUGAUCACCAAAGGGAUUCAGAUGUAUAAAAACACCGUUUGUUUGAAUAAUCUACAUCAGUCAACAGCUGUCAGUAAAACAGUUACUUGCACAUUAUUUAGCAGAACUACAUUUUUCACUACAUUUUUUAAAAUGAAAGCUUUCAUGCUGUGUUUGGUUACCGCUGUUUUGGCUGGAGUUUUCGCCGAGCCGGAAGCGACUGCUGAUCCCCAAAAUUACGCCAAAUCAACGUACAACUCUUACAAGAGCAAUGACGACUAUUGUCACCCUCGCAAAGCACCUAAAUGUUCCAAAAAUGGUACACUUUCUUUUUGUCUUAAAGACUCUGAUUACCCAGAAAAAGAAGUCAAGUAUGCGAUUGAGUACGACCCCUUAAUUCUGAAGAAAUACGCGGAUGUUGCCGAACAGUCUGCUAACAACUUGGUCGAUGGUUUGACUUCUUUGUCAGAGAAGCAUUUUAGCUAUUCUGACUACCACGGCAACACCUUUGAAAAGGGUAACUGGAUCGGUGAUGAAGGAUACAUUUGCCCUAGUGACGUGCUUUACGCUCGUCCUCUCCGCGCCAUAAAUGUCGAAGGUGAAUGGCGCGUCAUUGUUCAAGAUGUUGCCUGGCCAGGCUACACCCAAACUCAACGCAUAGAGAAAUGUCUGUUCCCGGGCGCCUCGUGCCGCACUUUGGCUCCAUGCCAUGGCAGCAAAUGCCUCCAAAAAUACGUUUACCAGCGUAUGCUUUCUUUCGAUCCUUGCAAUGUCAAGAAAGGGAUUUUCAUCGACAUCUACAAGUUGCCAUCGUCCUGUUCUUGCCACAUCUCCAGUAAACUAAACUAAUCUUUUUUUUCCGAUAGAAUAUUUUUUUAGUACACAAAAAUAGGCACAUCCUUUGAAUGUACCAAUCAAUAUGACAAAAUUAGAAUGUACCAACCAAUAUGACAAAAUUAAUGCUUUCCAUUAGUAUGAUUACAGGGGCAUCUAUCUUUUCAUUAUAAUAUGUUAUUGGUUUGAUUGUCCAAAAUAAAGAAUUCUUAUUUCACAUCAA
Messenger RNA from Daphnia magna, 1476 nucleotides. Its product is annotated as neurotrophin 1. Gene Ontology annotation, cellular component: extracellular region. The coding region runs from base 462 to 1268 and encodes 268 amino acids. Gene Ontology annotation, molecular function: growth factor activity; Toll binding. The record is from RefSeq and is a predicted model, not a curated record. NCBI's taxonomy places the organism in Eukaryota, Metazoa, Arthropoda, Branchiopoda, Diplostraca, Daphniidae. Gene Ontology annotation, biological process: innate immune response; regulation of Toll signaling pathway; central nervous system formation. The transcript has 6 exons.